CAUUUCUAGGGCUUCCCUUAUACUGAGCCACCGAAUCAAAAAGUCCUUUCCCUCUGUGUUCUAUCAAGACUCUGCCCAAAAAAACCUAGGAAACUACGAACAUGUCUUCCAAGAUUAUGCUGAAACCUAAGGGGAAGAACACCAAAAGGGCUGCUGCGGCGGAUGAGGAAGACGGAGCAGUGGUAGUGGUGGGGAAAUUCGUGAAGGAGUGGGGGACAUGGACAGCGAAGAAAGCCAAAGUGAUUACACACUAUGGUUUCAUCCCGCUUGUUAUCAUCAUUGGCAUGAACUCUGAACCCAAACCCUCUCUUUCUCAGCUUCUUAGCCCCGUGUAAAGCCAUCUUUCUUGAUUGGUUAUUUUAGGGUUUGUGGGGGUGGGAGUGGGGGUAAUAUCAGUCGAUUUGACUUUUAAUAUUGUUGUUUUGUUAUGCUUUUUUGAUGUGAUGGGUUGUGAAAGUUGAAACAAAGAAUUUAAAUUUUUUUAGCUGGAUCAAUUUUAUGUUUUGAA
Capsicum annuum is the source of this 508-nucleotide messenger RNA. RefSeq names its product mitochondrial import receptor subunit TOM7-1. Lineage: Eukaryota; Viridiplantae; Streptophyta; Magnoliopsida; Solanales; Solanaceae. The record is from RefSeq and is a predicted model, not a curated record. The transcript has a single exon. Gene Ontology annotation, cellular component: mitochondrial outer membrane translocase complex. Gene Ontology annotation, biological process: protein import into mitochondrial matrix. Bases 102 to 335 code for a protein of 77 amino acids.